Molecule: messenger RNA, 1080 nt
Organism: Ostertagia ostertagi
Lineage: Eukaryota; Metazoa; Nematoda; Chromadorea; Rhabditida; Trichostrongylidae
Source: the annotation of a GenBank genome assembly
AUGAUUCCUAUGUGGUCGCAAUGGAUAUUUAUUUCAAUCAACGCGGUUUCACUUCCACUCUACGUAACCAUCAUCGUUAUUUGUGUAAAGGAAUGGAAACAUAACCAUACACGAAGAACAUUUUACUUGCUUAUCGUUUCGCAGGGCAUCGUGGAUAUUGUGGUGAUGCUUAACUAUUUCCUGUUCUGGACUCUACGCGUAGCACAGUUGUUCGACAACUUCUACUGGGAUUAUCAAGAUUACUAUGUUGCUACAUGGGCUUUCAAUCAGACCUAUAUAUCAGUUUUUAUACGAUGUUUCGGAGUUCUGCUGAUCACUUUUCAGCGGUACAUUUCGUUGUGCAGAAACGGUUCUCGCCUAGAACAGUUUAUUAACGUUUCUCACCGAUGGGCAAUGCCGAUCGUACAAUGGGCAGUGCCUUCAGUCUAUUCCAUUCCGCUUCUUCUUCUGACCCAUGCCACCUUUCACUCUUUGCAAAACCUCGAAGUGAUUGUAGAAAGACAGUCAAUCACCUUAGCCACUUCUAUGGCCGCUGUUUUCGUCUCAAUCACGUUCGUUCUGUGCAGUUUAUGCUACGGAGCUAUACUGAGGUUUCUUGUGAAAAACCGAUACAGUGGCAGCACGGCUGUAAAACAAGAGCGCCGCCUAUACAUUCAAAUGCUGGGACUCUUUUUUGGAUUUGUGCUUCUCCUGAUUUACAAUAUUAUCCACUUAAAAUUCUCGCUGAGUUCCAAUGAUGGUCCCAUAUUCACGAUGAGAAUCGUGUUCCCUAUGGUCAGCUGCUUCUUCUCGUAUAUCAACGCUUGGAUGAUGCUGUUUUUGAAUGACGAUAUACGAGGAAAAAUUCUAGUAUUACUCGGGCUUCGAGCACAGAAGCUCCAAAGUUCUUUGAAGAUGUCAACCUCACUGAAGAUGUUUUUCUACGAAAAAUGUGAGCCGCUUUUGAAAUUCUAUAUUUGCGUCGCACACUACGUUUGCCAGUCAGCGUGGUAUUCACCACACAACAUACACAGUGAGAAGAUUAUCAACGCCAAGCUUACUGAUCCAGUCGUAGAAGAAAUGAUGAAGUGGAAGCUCUGA